GCAAAUCCUAAUUCGGUAAUCCUGCUUUGCAUGUUUGAGAUUUUUGGGCUCGUCUAUCAAGUAAAGUUCUGUCUUUAUAAACUGAUAUCUGACAAUUGGACGAGGUUUAUACUAACACACAGUUUGAACUCACUAUUUUGUGUGACCUUACAACCGCCCAUAAUUGAAAGGCAAGGGUUUUUUAGAAACGGUUAGAUUUAACUUAAUGAUUAUGUAUUUCCUCAUGCUCAUUAAACGAUGGGUUCAAAUUUGAAUGUGAUAGAAUUAUCCCCUCAAACAUUGGAAAAAGCGUUUUUAGAAUUAAACGAACAACCGCAACAACGACAGAAUGCCAUUACUGAGUUAAGACAUCGUAUUCAGUUACAAAGUUUACAAGGAUGUCUGGCUGAUGAAUUUCUCCUACGUUUUCUACGUGCUAAAAAAUUUAAUCAGGAUAAUGCAUUCAGACUGUAUACAAAUUAUUACAUAUUAAGAUUACGCUAUCCAGAUAUAUUCAAUGAUUUAAGACCAUCAUUAGUUGAACACGUAUUUCAAAGUGGAGUUGUAUGUCGAUUGCCUCAACCAGAUUCAGAAGGUAGAGCACUUAUCUACUUUAGACCAGGUCUAUGGAACCCUGCAGAAUGGUCAACAAACGAUAUAUUUCGUGCUAAUGUACUUGUCAUUGAAGAAUUAUUAUUGUCUUGGCCAGCUGUACAAGUGCAUGGAGUAAUAAUUCUAGUGGACCUAUCAGGCUUUUCCUGGAGACAUGCCAUUAAUUUAAUGUCUCCUUGGUUUCUACAUCGAGCAGUACAUUUUUUACAAGGUUCAAGUCCUGUACGAGUAAAAGCUGUCCAUAUUUUCAAUAGUCCUUAUAUGUUUUCUAAAAUAUAUUCAACAUUAAUACCUUUGUUAAAACCGAAAAAUCAAGCACGUGUUGUUAUGCACAAUACAUCAUUAGAAAGUCUUCAUGCUGCAAUCCCUCCCCAUCUACUCCCGUGUAAUGGUGGUUUAAACGGGACUGGACCUCCAGUUCCAUCACCUGAAUAUAUCAAUGGUUUAUUAAACUUGGAAGAUUAUUUCAUUGAAAUGAAUAAAUAUCCAUAUCAUAUUAAUAGCAUAUCUGAAAUGUGAACAAUUGAUAAUCUAUAAACCGUUUAUUUGUAAAUUAUAUUAUUUGUCUAUGUAGAUUAUUAUCAUUAUGUUACUUAUUUUUCAAACAGACAUAUACGUGAUAUAAAUGGAUUUCUUGUGUUCUUUUCUUACGUACACUCACUCAUUCAUCAUCUGAUCAUAUUGAUAUCCGUAUAGUUUAUGUUUAAUGUUUAAUCUCUUUGUUCACUGAUCCGUUUUAUUAUUAUUAUAAACGACAAUGACAUAACAGAUAUAUGGAGAGUCUUUCAAAUUUAUAUUCAGUGUUAAUUUUUUUCUCCUGUUUUUUCUAUUUUCACUACUAAUUUCUCGAAAAUAUAUUCAUUUUGUUUC
This is a messenger RNA of Schistosoma bovis, 1461 nucleotides long. The record is from the annotation of a GenBank genome assembly. Lineage: Eukaryota; Metazoa; Platyhelminthes; Trematoda; Strigeidida; Schistosomatidae.